Botrytis porri is the source of this 1628-nucleotide messenger RNA. RefSeq lists its product as uncharacterized. The record is from RefSeq and is a predicted model, not a curated record. Lineage: Eukaryota; Fungi; Ascomycota; Leotiomycetes; Helotiales; Sclerotiniaceae. Bases 348 to 1451 code for a protein of 367 amino acids. The transcript has 2 exons.
CCCAUUUCAUUAUGAAGUUUACUUUCACCCCCCCCCCCAACAUUUUCUUUCUCUCUUGUCACAAUAUAUAAUAUAUAUGUUCAUAUUCCGAAUUCAUUGUUCUCUCGAUUUCACUUGAUCCAGCAUCUACGAUAAUAACGGUAUAUAUAUAUUCAUUCAUCUUGGCUGAGAGGGAAAUUCAUCUUGAUCUACAACUAUUCCGGAAACGUUCGUUCUGGACCGAGACCAUCACAUUCGACGGGAAAUUCGUGUUUGUGUCCAACCAAACAUUUUGCUUGCAAUAUUCUACAUACAUUUCUCCAAAAAUCUACUUCCGCACAUUACCUUUUCUCCAGAAUAGAUGUUUGAUGUAUAUAAUGUACUCACGAUCUACCCGUCGUUCCAAACUAACUAUUUCUCAAGAGUCAUAUCUACCAGAAGACCAAGCGACAUCAUUUGAGGAUCCGAAAUUCAUGAUGCAGAGCCAACAAUAUCCACCCACUCUUACUCCAAAUUCAAAAGAAGCUUCAAUCUUUUAUUCAAUGCUUCCAAAUAUCGUACAAUCACGUUUACCCCGUAUACCAUCAAUUCGAAAGGCCGUUGACAUAUAUGGAUUUGUGAGUGGCCGGAAAUCUGAAAGCUCUUUAUCUGGAGCAAGCACACCAGGGUCCCUAUCAUCAUCGUCAACAAUAACUCUCGUCAAUGAAAGAAGCUCUAUAUCUAGUGAUGGAGAACCGGAUAGCUAUUUCCUAGAUGACUCGCAUUCUUCCGAUGAAGAUUUCCCUCAGCCCCUCAAGCAUGGGCAACUCCAGAAAAUAGGAUUGUCUGAGACAAAGUCAGGCAUUGGAUGGAAAUUUGCAAAUCAAGGCUAUAAUCUUCUUGCUCUUUCAUUUGAGGAAGCAUCAGCAAACUCCCAAAAUACCCGAUUUAGCAAUACUCCCUUGGCAAGACAACUAUAUGUCCACGCCUUAACCUACUUACUCCGAGCUCUUCCCUCUGAUCUUUCGACAGAAGAGAAGAUAAGUCUACAAAGUGCUGUACCAGCAGAAGUAGUGGAGUCUAUACAAGAAGAAUCCUAUACCAGUGAAGACAGUCAAGAUUCAAAUAGUAGUGAGCCUCCCUCACUGCUUCAAAGGAGUAUCGCAUCUAUUAUCAUUCAACUAUUUAUAUUAUUCCAAUUCAUCUUACCAUCUUUGAAAAACAUACUUUCGUCAGCAUAUCAAUACGAUCGAACUCACAAAAUAUCAGAGAAGAUCCUGUCCAAGGGUAUAGUGACAGUUGAUACGAUCGGAAAAUCGAGCUUGGCAGUUACAGGUCUGGUUUAUGGAAUGAGUGAUGGGAAAGUUGGACAAGCUAUUACGGAUGCGGCGGCUUGGGUUGUGGAGGGGGUUACGGGUGGUGUACAUGAAGGGGUUACAGAGGGAUUAAUUAUGUUGGGUGCAAGGAAUAGCACUUCGUCUAAGAAGAAAUAGAUAGGAGGACACGUCUAUGAAGUAAAGUAUCUUAGGCGGGGUUUAUUUUUGACGAUAGAUGAAUGGUGAUACCCAUGUGUAGAACGGGAGUUUUUUUUCUUCGGAUAUGGGAUAAACACUGGUACUUGGAGUAGAUAGGAUAGAAGGCGUCAUAUCUUUUGAUACAUCAAAACAAAU